ACUUUUCGGUCUUCAUUAUUCAAUCAGAUUCAUCCACACCAAUUCUCUCUCUCUCUCUCUCUCUCUCUCCCUCCAUUUCAAAGUCUUCGUAAUCUCCUGGAUCAUUGAACUCUCUGGAUCAUCGUUCUUUGUCUCCAAGACCAACCCCUGGAGCUUCUCUGACUCUCAGCAGAGCAGCCCUUGAUUCGGAGACAUGACUCACAGCCUUAACAUGGUCCAGUUCUCAUAUAGGCACAACAAAGUUGUUUUUUUUUUAUCCGCAAGGACCGCAACAACGCCGCAAAGGCUUUAUUGUUUCCUAGCUUUAUUGUUUCCCUUCGCAAUAAUAUGCCAAAGCGGGAAAUAAGAUCAGGUGGAGAAAAAAUUACUACUAUCGUCUAGUUACAAUCUACAGAAGGGUGAUGGCAAAUUAGCAGUUCGUAGCUGUGAGACUCAAAUGAAAAUCCGAGUAUUAUGCCAGCGUCGGUAAGGGAGCAUCUCAUCCGUGUCCCCCGAGCAAUUAAGUCACUGCCUUCUUGUUAUUGCCAUGAAUGUAAAAGGCGAUGAUUCCAGGUUGGAGCCCAUGUUAUUGGUGAUAGAGAUUGCCCUGUCCUGAUGCAGAACUAAGCAGAAUUUGCUGUCAAGAGCAAGGUAAAGAUGCCGAAGCAUCGCUUGAGGGAAUCGAUUAAGACCUUCUUUGGAAGUCACAUUGAUCCUGAAAAAGAUGAAGAGCUAAAGGGAACUAAAACAGAAAUAGAAGACAAAGUUCAGAAGAUGUUGGACCUUAUCAAAGAAGAAGAUGAGGGCGAAAAAGAUGGGAAUAGAUUAGGAAAUGCGAAGAAAGAGCCACUUGUUGAACUAAUUGAGGAUUUCCGUAAGCAUUACCAUCUGCUCUAUGCUCGUUAUGAUCAUUUGACAGGAGAGCUAAGGAAGAAAGUUCAUCAGAAACAAGAAAAUGGUAACUCUUCUUCCUCUACCUCGGACUCGGAAUCAGAAUAUUCAUCGAAGGAAAGGGGCAGUAAAAAUGGGAAUAUUGAAAAUGAGUUUCAGAAGGUAACAGAUGGCAUGAAGCAAGAACUUGAAACUGCACAUCUGGAAGUGGCUGAUCUGAAAAGCAAGCUGACAGAUAUCACAGAAGAAAAGGAAGGUUUAGAAGUUGAAUACCAAACGGCUUUGAACAAAAUCCAAGCAGCAGAGAAGAUCAUUAGUGAUUUAAAGAUUGAGGCUGAAACUUUUAAUGGUGAAAAAUCGAAGUUUCAACUUGAGAUUAGGGACCUGAAUAUAAGACUUCACAGUGCUAAUACUUCAGCAGCUGAAAUGAAUCAAAAACUGGAAGACAUAGCAAGAGAGAGAACUGAUCUAAUGAUGGAAAAAGAGACGGCAUUGCAAACAAUUAAAGAGGGAGAGAAAAUAAGUGAAGAAUUGAAAGUCAUGACUAACGAGUUGAAGGAUGAGAACAAAACACUGCAGGUAGAACUCUCUACAGUGAAGGAGCAACUUGAGUCCUCAGAACGGGAAGUAGCGAAUCUAAUCCAAACGCAGAAAGCUACCGAAGAAAAGAAUAACUCUCUAUCCGCAAAAAUUUUAGAGCUUUCAAAUGAGAUUAGCGAGGCACAGAGCAAAAUGCAAGAUCUUGUGGCUGAAUCUAGCCAGUUGAGGGAGAAAUUGGAUGAGAGAGAAAGGGAAUUUGUGAGUCACACGGAGAUGCACGAAGCCCACAAGAAUGAAACAUCAGUUCGAAUGAGGGGAUUGGAACUGGAGCUGGAUUCUCUGCACACCCGCAAAAGAGAAACUGAAAAACAGAAAGAUGAUGAGCUUUCCAUUCUGCUGAAGAAACUUGAGGAUAAGGAGAGAGACUUGUCUUCUCAAAUUGAGGAUCUGAUGACAAAGAUUAAUGAUCUGAAUCAGGAGGUGGAAUCGUUACAGAAACAGAAAAGUGGAAUGGAAGAGCAACUGGUACAUGAAAGGAAUGAAGCAUCAGGUCAAGUGAAGGACCUAAUGGAAAAGGUCAAUGAAAAGCAACAGGAGCUGGAGUCAAUUAAUACCCAGAAAAUCAGACUUGAAUCUCAACUGGAGAAAAAGAUUCAAGACACUUCAGAAUACCUUUCUAGAAUAGAAAUUCUGGAAGAGGAGUCAAGAAACAAGAGUGCAGAUCAACAGAGGAUGCUUGAAGAGAAAGAGGGUCUUAUAGCACAGGUGAAGGGCCGAGAACAGGAGGUGGAAUCUUUACAAAACCAGAAAAGUGAACUGGAAGAUCGAAUUAUCGAAUUGGAGAAAACAUUGGCAGAGCAUGUGAAUGAAAUCUCUGACCUAAGGAAAAGUUCCAAAGAUAAAGAGAAUGAAGCAUCUGCUCAGAUUGCGAAUUUAACAGCACAAGUCAGUAAUCUGCAAAAGGAGGUGGAUUCCUUGAAUGCUCAGAAAGCUGGAUCAGAAUUGGAACUUGAGAAAAAGGCUCUAGAAAUAGUGCAGUAUCUUGAUGAGAUAGAAAAUCUGAAAGAGGAUUUAGCACGCAAGAGCAUGGAGGGACAGAAAAUGCUAGAAGAGAGAGAGGAUCUAAAAGUGCAGGUGAAGAAUCUAGAAAUGGAGGUGGAUUCUCUACUCAACCAGAAAAGCAACCUAGAAGAGCAGAGAGAAAAUCAAACCCAAGAGAUUGAGUUAUUGAGAAAAGAAAACGAGGGUUUACAGGAGAGAAUUGGCGAAUUGGAGAAGACAUUAACAGAGAGAAGGGAGGAGUUAAUAAAUCUCCAGAAGGAACAUGAGAACGUGGGGAAUGAAUCGACCACUCAAAUUAUGGCCUUAACAUUGCAGUUUAAUGACAAGGAGGAUGCUUUUAACAAAUUGAGUGAAGAACACAAAAAACUCGAACUUCUGUUUCAAGAGUGCAAGGAAAAUCUUGAAGUUGCUGAAAGGAAAGUUGAAGAAACCACAGAAGAGAUACGUUUGAAAGAUGGGAAGAUUGAUGAAUUGGAAGAAACAGUUGAAGACCUGAGAAGGGAUCUCGAAAUGAAAGGAGAUGAAGUAAGUACAUUGGUAGAAAAUGUCCGCAACCUCGAAGUUAAGCUCCGUUUGUCGAACCAAAAACUUAGGGUAACGGAACAAGUACUGACAGAGAAAGAAGAGAGCCAGGGGAGUAGAGAAGAGAAGUUUCAACAAGGACUAAGGUUGCUUGAAGAAAGGAUUGGUUCCUUGUCUGCAUCAGUUGCUAUUUACAAGGAAGCUCAAGCCAAGAUUAUUAGAGACGUUUCUGAAAAAGUCAAGAACACAACGAAUGGAGUGGACACUCUUACCCUCAAGUUUGAAGAAGACUACGGGCACUUUGAAACCCGUAUUUAUGAAAUCUUGCAUGAGAUUCAGGUGGUGAAAAAUUGGGUGAAGGAGAGGAAUUGCGAGAAGGAAGAACUAAAGAAGAUCGUGGGAAGCUUAGUCCAGCAACUGGAAGAUAAGAAAGAAGAGGAAUCAGUGUUGAGAGAGAGAGUCAGAGAGUUGGAGGCGAAGUUGGGGAAGGUUGAAGAGGAAAAGCAGAAUCUGAUGAAAGCUCUGAAGCUGCUUGAAGAGAAGACGGAAGCAUUGGAGAAGAUGAUGAGUGAGAAGGACGAAGGUAUUUCGGGCAUAGGCGAGGAGAAGAGGGAGGCCAUAAGGCAGCUGUGUAUAUGGAUUGAUUAUCAUCGGAGUCGUUGCGAUUACCUCAAGGAAAUCCUGUUGAAGAGGUCUGGUAGAAGGCCAGUAGCAACUUGAGAGUUCUAUAUUUUGGUUUUGGUUUUUUACGUCUGGUUUUCGCUGUGAUCAUUUUGGUUUUAGAUUUUGGGAUCCGCUGCCGUGCUUAUUCUGGUGCCAAGGUGUCGGAUCGAAUUAGCAGUAGUAGUCUUUGAGUGUUUCAUUUGAUUGGUUUAUUUGCUUAUAAGACAGGUCAUUUGUUAGUUGUAACUUUUAAUUUUUGGUGUUCGCUGGGCAUUUACCAGUUGGUGUAUUGAAUUCACCAUUUACAGUUCAUCCGGUAUGGGAAAUCCCUAUUAUUGUUUGUAGAA
Molecule: messenger RNA, 4004 nt
Organism: Rhododendron vialii
Lineage: Eukaryota; Viridiplantae; Streptophyta; Magnoliopsida; Ericales; Ericaceae
Product: COP1-interactive protein 1-like
Exons: 4
Coding region: 637-3714 (1025 amino acids)
Molecular function (GO): actin binding
Source: RefSeq, a predicted model, not a curated record